This is a messenger RNA of Phialemonium atrogriseum, 1092 nucleotides long. RefSeq names its product ribonuclease P 40kDa subunit-domain-containing protein. Gene Ontology annotation, molecular function: ribonuclease P activity; ribonuclease MRP activity. The record is from RefSeq and is a predicted model, not a curated record. Gene Ontology annotation, biological process: endonucleolytic cleavage in ITS1 to separate SSU-rRNA from 5.8S rRNA and LSU-rRNA from tricistronic rRNA transcript (SSU-rRNA, 5.8S rRNA, LSU-rRNA); tRNA 5'-leader removal; tRNA 3'-end processing. Gene Ontology annotation, cellular component: ribonuclease MRP complex; multimeric ribonuclease P complex. The transcript has 5 exons. Lineage: Eukaryota; Fungi; Ascomycota; Sordariomycetes; Cephalothecales; Cephalothecaceae. Bases 1 to 1092 code for a protein of 363 amino acids.
AUGUUGUCGUUCUCUGAACCGGCAGUCUAUCAGACUUCCAAAUGUUUCUUCACGCACGGCACAAUGGGCCAUCUUGACCCCAAGCAAUUGCCCUCCAAAGGCAAGCCAUGGACGACCAUUUCAUCCUUCGAUUUCAUCCACAAGGUAGAUCUCAUCCUCCCACAAGAGUCCUACGAUGUCAUCCGCCAAGCAUUGGUCAACGAAAGCCAACCUCCCGAGUUUCAAAGGGUUACUAUGCCCCUCGGCGAGAUUGUAUCUGGAGACUUCUUCAGGGAAUACAUCAAGAUAGGAGACAUCCUGAUGCUCUCCGAGGGCAGGAUUGGUGUCGACAAUAUUUUCACCUUUUUAACUGUCAACUGUCUAGGUAACCUCACCAUGUUCCUGGAUAAGGAAACGUACGAGCGAGCUGGCUUGGUGGGCAAGCCUCAUGGAGCCAAGGGGAAUCGCGGCCUGAAGCCUCGAUGGGUCGUUGAGUUUGACCUUCGCAGCCCGUCCAUGUUCCCAGGAAAGAAGGGAUUUGACAGACUGGCCUACGCCUGCAAGAAUGUUCUGAACAAGCCGGCGACCUGGCUCUUCUGCAACUUGGCUUCUACGGUUCCUGAUCCCGACCCUCUUGCUGCACAUUUUCCCACCAAAUACACCUCCAAACCCGGGGUAACCGAGGACAUUCCCGCCCUCAUUCCAGGCCUGAAGCUGGAGGCUUCCAUCGUGGCGGAGGAGCAGAGGGACGGGUACGAGGAGUUUGCCACAGAGAUAUAUGAAUGGCUAGCCCUGGUCCGACUCCAAAGCCCCCGUGUCGAGUCCGGUGAUGAAGUCGACCCAUACCUGUGCCGCUACCAUGUUCCCGGAGAAAGCGAGCAACACCAAGAAGCUAAGCUCUGCAAGUUGACCUGGGAGGGCUUCCUCUCGCCGUCCUGGGCCCGCAAGACGCUCGUCGACAUGAUGCUCGCGCUACCCCCCAAAACGUGGUUCUCUUUCAGUGCAACGACCUUCUCGGCCGGGAUGAUGGCCGACGGCUCCGAGUGUACCUUCCUCCGGCCGCCAAAUUCGGCUGGAGAAUACGUCAUGUGGGAAGUCAAGGGCCACGAUUGA